UUUUUUUUUCUUUUUUUUUUACUCUUCAUUGAUUUUUUGUUUCUUUUUUCUAUCAUGAGUAGUGACGUGCAUGGAAGAAAACGUGAAAAGACAUCAGCUGAUAUCAUCAAAGCAAAAAGGGAAAAGGACGCCAGCAAGAUUGUACAAUACAAUGAUACCGUAAAAGAAUGCAAUGAUAGAGUACAAGCUGGUCUUUUCGAUAGAGAAACAUUAAACCUUACAACACAAAUACUUCAAACUAAUCCUGAUUACUAUACUAUUUGGAAUAUUCGACGUCAAGUUUUGUUAAAAGGUAUAUUGCUUCCUUUGACAACCGAACCAACAGAAGCAACAAAGGUGUCAACUAUCUCCUCCUCUGACGUGGAAGCAAAUCAAAAAGUGUAUUUACAAGAACUGGACUUAUUUAUGCAACUAAUCCGUAUCAACCCAAAAUCAUAUUGGAUGUGGAAUCAUCGUCGUUGGUGUUUGGAAACAAUGCCUCAACCGAGUUGGAAAGGGGAAUUGAAAUUAGUUGACAAGAUGCUUACCAUGGAUGGACGAAACUUUCAUGGAUGGAAUUAUCGACAAUAUGUAGUAAGUCAGUUGCGAAAACUGGCUUCAUCAAAGGAAGAAGAUUAUCGUAUUGUAGAACAAGAAUAUGAAUUCACCACACAGAAAAUCCAUCAAUCCUUUAGCAAUUACUCUGCUUGGCAUCAGCGUUCGAAACUUUUACCAGAAAUCGUUGCCAAAAUGACUAUGGAAGAAAGGAAUCAAGUAGCUCGUAAUGAAUUGGAAAUGGUCAACGAUGCAAUUUUUACUGAACCGGAUGAUCAAUCAGCAUGGCUUUAUUAUUGGUGGUUAAUAGGCAAAGCACCUUCUCCUGUUGCCGUUAUUGGUGCUUUUCGUAUGCAAGACUCGAACUCUGUGAUGAUUGGAUUCAAUGAUGCGGUUGGUUUCUCUUCUUCUUUUCCCAAGGUGAUGACAAUCAAUGGUACUUCAUUAGAGGGGAGCUGGUAUGCUGUCGAUACAACAACAGGAACAUCAACCUCGACAAAUGUAGCACUUCGACUUGGAAGCGACAAAGGAUCUGCAUGGCUUUUUAUCCCAGAUAAACAGUAUCAGCAACAAAAGGAUGAACCAAUCACCAUUGAAAUUGACUCCAAUACUGUUCACCCUAUCAGUAAUGCAAUGACUGUGGAAUCAGAUACUAUUUGGUCAAAAGAAAUCAAAGUAUUGACUUCUUGUGUGACAGAAAAGAUUUCACAGACAAUGGAAAAGGUUCGUCCACCAAAAUUGAUACAUUUAUACAAGGACUCUAUCACUGAAGAUUCAAAUGCUUGGUAUUCAUUGGACCCUAUCACCAUUCUCAAGGAUCAGAUUGCUAUGGUACGAGAAUUGCGUGAUAUUGAACCGGAUAGUAAAUGGACUCUUCAUACUUUGGUUCAUUUCUUGCAGCAACUUAAAUUACGAUUGAUUCAUCAUCAUCAACAACAGCAACAACAAGUAGAUAAGGAUGAACUAUUGGCAUUGGACAAUGAAUCUAUUGACAUUCUGGAAAAGUUGAUCAAGUUGGAUACAUACCGAAAAGAACGCUAUAUCGAAGCUAAGAACCGGAUCUUAUCUACACGUCAACUGGACACAUUAUGCAAUAAAAACGAUCGGGCAUUACUGCUAUAUCUUUUACAGUUGGAUGAAAACUGAAACAUCGUGGAUGGAUUGUAGUAUAUAAUUAUUUUUAGAUAGUUUAUGUCAGGUGUUUGUUAUUAUGGUCGUUUUUUUUUUUUUUUUUAC
Messenger RNA from Halteromyces radiatus, 1770 nucleotides. RefSeq lists its product as uncharacterized. Gene Ontology annotation, biological process: protein geranylgeranylation. NCBI's taxonomy places the organism in Eukaryota, Fungi, Mucoromycota, Mucoromycetes, Mucorales, Cunninghamellaceae. The record is from RefSeq and is a predicted model, not a curated record. Gene Ontology annotation, molecular function: Rab geranylgeranyltransferase activity. The transcript has 8 exons. Gene Ontology annotation, cellular component: Rab-protein geranylgeranyltransferase complex; cytoplasm. Bases 55 to 1680 code for a protein of 541 amino acids.